Messenger RNA from Protopolystoma xenopodis, 243 nucleotides. The record is from the annotation of a GenBank genome assembly. NCBI's taxonomy places the organism in Eukaryota, Metazoa, Platyhelminthes, Monogenea, Polystomatidea, Polystomatidae.
AUGCGAUCUAAAAAAUGUGGAGAUGCAGUCAACCACUACACCAGGGGACUUCUGCUUGCAUGCAUUCUUUUGGUUACCGCUUGCCUAUCCGUUGCCGAAAACUUAAAGGAAAUCGCCCUUGAGGAGGUAGCAUGUAAGCUUACCCAGAAAGGCAUUGCCCCAGCACCAGAUGCUACGGGGCUUUAUUCACAACAUUCUGAGCUCAAAACUGCAGCGGGCCAGAGUUUUGCUCAGAGUCCGCAC